UUACGUUCACGUCUCCAUCAACCUCGCUGCACAACAGCAAGAAGAGCAAUAGACUUCUAACAUGCACGCAGUACAAACUCAGUUCUGGGCAGUCCGAGAUUACCUCAGUCCAGUCCUACGAGAAAGUAAAUUCAAGGAGCACGGGCGGAUCACUCCAGAGGAAUUCGUCGCCGCAGGUGACUUUCUCACCUAUAAGUUUCCCGUGUGGACAUGGGAAAAAGGUGACGGAACCCGAGUACGAGACUUCUUGCCCAAGGAUAAGCAGUUCCUGAUGACUCGAAACGUCCCAUGUCUUCGACGAGCUACUACACUCGCAUAUACCGAUGAACAAGAGGAUGCUGAGAAGAUGCUCUCAUUUACCGAUGGCGGCGAUAAGGAAGAUGAAUGGGUGCAGACUCAUGCCGGCCGAGCAGGAGAAGGUGAUGGGGUUGCUGAAAUCAGUGACAUUCCGGACCUUGAUGGGCCGUCUCAUACCGCAUCUGCCAUCACAGCGGGGCUAAAUAAGAUGACAAUGGACGAGCGCCAUGCUAUUGACGCUCAGCCAAUACCAGAGGAGAUCCCUGACAUCGAUGAUAUCCCGGAUAUGGAGGAUGAAGGGCUCGAGGAGGCAGAGGAUGUGGCCGCUGCUGCGCCAGAGAAGGCUGCUGUUACGGAAGAGGCACAGCCGAUUGAAGUCGCAAAGGACAAUUUGCUCCAGGUUCGAACGUACGAUGUCAUGAUCACAUAUGACAAGUACUAUCAAACCCCAAGAAUCUGGCUGCUCGGUUAUGAUGAGUCUGGAAACCCCCUCACCCCAUCUCAUGUAUUCCAAGAUGUCUCCGCCGAUCAUGCAUUCAAGACGGUCACCAUCGAGCCUUUCCCACAUAGUACCACUCUCACCGCCGCCUCUGUCCAUCCGUGUAAACACGCCAAUGUGAUGAAGAAAGUCAUCGAGCGAAUGAACGCUGGUAUCAUUGCGGAGGAGCAGAAACGGCUCGGCAUCUCUAAUGCUAAGCCUGAUAAGGACGGCAAGAGUGGCAGACGUUGGUUAGGCGGGAUGGUGCGCAGGGUCACAGGUGGAUCGGGCACGGAAUCACCCAGCACUGGGAGCGAAACUCCUGCUUCGGAAGACGCUGAAGGCAUGAGAGUCGACUUCUACCUCGUUGUCUUCCUCAAAUUCAUCGCGAGCAUCGUUCCCACCAUCGAAGUCGAUUCGACCACCGCGUUCUGACCUGCCUUCAAAUGCCUUAGACUAAUGACACCUUGGACAAGACAUGAAGGGUAUAUAUAUGACUCAUGAGAGCGCUGGGAAACCAGCGAUUAUGAU
Molecule: messenger RNA, 1306 nt
Organism: Dacryopinax primogenitus
Lineage: Eukaryota; Fungi; Basidiomycota; Dacrymycetes; Dacrymycetales; Dacrymycetaceae
Exons: 8
Coding region: 62-1210 (382 amino acids)
Biological process (GO): autophagy of mitochondrion; nucleophagy; autophagosome assembly
Cellular component (GO): cytosol; cytoplasmic ubiquitin ligase complex
Molecular function (GO): Atg8-family ligase activity
Source: RefSeq, a predicted model, not a curated record